Molecule: messenger RNA, 1308 nt
Organism: Zootoca vivipara (common lizard)
Lineage: Eukaryota; Metazoa; Chordata; Lepidosauria; Squamata; Lacertidae
Source: RefSeq, a predicted model, not a curated record
AUGUUGCCCCAGGAAGAGAUUGAAAGAAUCCAGUCCCAAGACAGCUAUGUGAAUUACUUGAGUAUCCAAACUGUGGCUCAAGCUUUAAAUGCUGCAUAUUCAUCCAGGUCAAAGAGGAUGUUGAUUGUGGGUGGAGGAGGCAGCUUGGAACUUCAAAAGCUACAGUCAUGGCAGUUUCAUCAUUUCUUGAAAGAAGUCCAGUUCUACUCUAAUACUUCAACUGAUGGGCAGUACUUGGAUGAGAAUGGAGCACUGGCCGUUGACUUUGAUAUAGUGAAUUGGACGGUGCCUCGUUCAAGAUGCACAGAAAGCUGUCUCCCAGGAUAUUCCAGAAAAGUUCAGGAAGGGAAGCCGCCCUGCUGCUAUGAUUGCGCUCCCUGCUCAGAAGGGACCAUCUCCCCUCAGGAAGAUGCUGAUGAAUGCACCAAAUGUCCAGACGAUCACCAUCCAAAUGAGGAUAGACAUCAAUGUGUCCCCAAGUUAUUGACCUUCCUGUCCUAUGAAGAAUGUUUGGGGAUCCUCCUGGCUUCUCUUGCUCUCUCCUUAUCCUUAACCACAGGCUUUGUGUUAGGAAUCUUCCUUAAAUACAAAGAAACUCCAAUAGUCAAAGCCAACAACAGGGACCUCUCCUACAUCCUCCUCAUCUCUCUACUGCUCUCCUUUUUGUCCUCCUUCCUCUUCAUUGGGAGGCCUAGGAAAGUGACCUGCCUUCUCCGACAAACAGCCUUCUGCAUCAUCUUCUCAGUUGCUGUCUCUUCUGUCUUGGCAAAAACCAUCACUGUGGUGCUGGCCUUCCUGGCUACUAAGCCAGGGAACAGGGUGAGGAGAUGGCUGGGGAAGAGUUUGGCCCACUCCAUUGUCAUUUCCUGCUCCAGUAUGCAAGUUUUCAUCUGCACCAUCUGGCUGGGGAUCUCUCCUCCUUUCCCAGACUUUGACCUGAGCUCCCAGCUUGGAGAGAUCAUUGUCCAAUGCAACGAAGGCUCUGUUGCCUUGUUUUACAGUUCCCUUGGCUACAUGGGCUUCCUGUCUGCCAUCUGCUUCACGGUGGCUUUCCUGGCCAGGAAAUUGCCUGGGGCCUUCAAUGAAGCCAAGCUGAUCACCUUCAGCAUGCUGGUCUUCUGCAGUGUUUGGGUGUCCUUUGUGCCCACCUACCUGAGCACCAAGGGGAAAUACAUGGUAGCCGUGCAGGUCUUCUCUAUCUUGGCCUCCAGUGCUGGGCUUCUGGGCUGCAUCUUCAUUCCCAAAUGCUACAUUAUUAUAUUGAGGCCUGAGUUGAACAUGAGGGAGCACCUGACAAGAAAAAACUAA